This is a messenger RNA of Salvelinus fontinalis (brook trout), 13390 nucleotides long. Its product is annotated as disabled homolog 2-interacting protein-like. The coding region runs from base 2015 to 5224 and encodes 1069 amino acids. Gene Ontology annotation, biological process: regulation of GTPase activity. The record is from RefSeq and is a predicted model, not a curated record. The transcript has 14 exons. Lineage: Eukaryota; Metazoa; Chordata; Actinopteri; Salmoniformes; Salmonidae.
UCACUAAAACAAUACAGAAAUACAUUAUGGAAAAAGAAAGAACAGCAAGUGAGAAAUCAGCUCAAUGUAAUUGAAGAAACCAUAAAAUCCAUGUAAUCAAACGUGUGGUUAAAAUUGGCAAAAAACACACACAUUUCUUUCCACAGAGAUGAGGGGUGAGACAGGGAUGCAGCUUAAGCCCUCUGCAACAUUUAUAUCAACGAAUUGGCGAGUGCACUAGAACAGUCUACUGAUGAUCUGGUGCUUCUGUCAUCAACGAAAGAGGGCCUACAGCAGCACCUAGAUCUUCUGCACAGAUUCUGCCAGACCUGUGCCCUGACAGUAAAUCUCAGUAAGACAAAAAUAACGGUGAUCCAAAAAAGGUCCAGUUCCCAGGACCACGAAUACAAAUUCCAUCUAGACACCGUUGCCCUAGAGCACACAAAAAACGAUACAUACCUCAGCCUAAACAUCAGCGCCACAUGUAACUUCCACAAAGCUGUGAACAAACUGAGAGACAAGGCAAGAAGGGCCUUCUAUGUCAUCAAAAGGAACAUCAAAUUCGACAUACCAAUUAGGAUCUGGCUAAAAGUACUUGAAUCAGUCAUAGAGCCCAUUGCCCUUUAUGGUUGUGAGGUCUGGGGUCCGCUCACCAACCAAGAAUUCACAAAAUGGGACAAACACCAAAUCAUGUACAACGUAAAACACCAAUAAUGCAUGCAGAGCAGAAUUAGGCCGAUACCCCCUGAUUAUCAAAAUCCAGAAAAGAGACGUUCAAUUCUACAACCACCUAAAAGGAAGCGAUUCCCAAACCUUCCAUAACAAAGCCAUCCCCUAAGCAAGCUGGUCCUGGGGCUCUUUUCACAAACACAAACAGACCCCACAGAGCCCCAGGACAGCAACACAAUUAGACCCAACCAAAUCAUGAGAAAACAAAAUGAUAAUUACUUGACACAUUGGAAAGAAUUCACCAAAAAACAGAGCAAACUAGAAUGCUAUUUGACCCUAAACAGAGAGUACACAGUGGCAGAAUACCUGACCACUUUUGUUCAUCCAUUUCACUUGAUUUGACCGGGCUGUUAUGUGACGUGACUCCAAAGAAAAGCCUGUAAGAUCCGCUGCUCUGAGCAUUGUGUAUGGACAUUGGGCACACUUACACACACACACAGGAAGAGAGAUAUAGGGAGGCAAGGAGAGGCUGUGUCCCAUUUCAGAGAGGGCACAGGAAGUAGGACAGCUAAUAUAACGAUAAAGAGAGAGAGAGGAGAUAGAGAGGGAGCAAAAGGAAAACCAGAGAGAGAGAAGGGAGAGAAGGGAGAGUGUGUGAGAGAAGGGAGAGAAGGCGGACAGAGAGAGAAGGGAGAGUGUGUGAGAGAAGGGAGAGAAAGUGGAGAUAGAGAGAAGGGAGAGUGUGUGAGAGAAGGGAGAGAAGGUGGAGAGAGAGAAGGGAGAGUGUGAGAGAGAAGGGAGAGAAGGUGGAGAGAGAGAAGGGAGAGAAGGUGGAGAGAGAGAGAAGGGAGAGAAGGUGGAGAGAGAGAGAAGGGAGAGUGUGUGAGAGAAGGGAGAGAAGGUGGAGAGAGAGAAGGGAGAGAAGGUGGAGAGAGAGAAGGGAGAGUGUGAGAGAGAAGGGAGAGAAGGUGGAGAGAGAGAAGGGAGAGAAGGUGGAGAGAGAGAGAAGGGAGAAGGGAGAGUGUGAGAGCAUUGUGUCACUGAUUCUCCGCCCCUCGCCUCGAAGCAGCAGCAGCAUAAAGAGAGGGGGAGAGAGAGAGGAGGAAGAGAGCCACAAGGAAAACAGAGAGAAGGAGGAAGAGAGCCACAAGGAAAACAGAGAGAAGGAGGAAGAGAGCCAGAAAGAAAACAAUCAGAAGGAGCAAGCACUCGGCAGUGGGAAGGGAAAAUGGAGUUUUGAGAAAGACCUCCUCCGGUCAUUCCUUGUUUUAUUCUCUCUGGCACAACCAGUCUCUCCCUCUCUCUGUUUAUCUGCCAGCCUUGUACAAUUGUUCUGAGGAAUUCUGACCAUGCCUGUUCUAAUCUGAUGCCGAGGCUGAAGGAGUCUCGCAGCCACGAGUCGUUGCUCAGCCCCAGUAGUGCUGUGGAGGCCCUAGACCUCAGUAUGGAGGACGAGGUGCUCAUCAAACCUGUUCACAGCUCCAUCCUCGGACAGGACUACUGCUUCCAGGUCACCACCUCAACAGGAAGUAAAUGUUUCUCCUGUCGAUCUUCAUCAGAGAGGGACAAGUGGAUGGAGAACCUGAGGAGAGCCGUCCACCCCAACAAGGACAACAGCCGUCGGGUGGAGAACAUGCUGAAGCUGUGGAUCAUCGAAGCCAAGGACAUUCCGGCCAAGAAGAAGUACUUCUGCGAGCUGUGUUUGGACGACACCCUGUACGCCCGCACCACCUGCAAGCUCAAGACCGACAACGUCUUCUGGGGCGAGCACUUUGAGUUCAACAACCUCCCGGCUGCCAAGAGCAUCACGGUCCACCUCUACAAGGACUCGGACAAGAAGAAGAAAAAAGACAAGAACAAUUACAUCGGACUGGUCAACAUCCCAGUCCCCGCGGUGACGGGGAGGCAGUUCAUGGAGAAGUGGUACCCUGUAAGCACUCCGACGCCCAACAAAGGGAAGACGCCAGGGCCCAUGAUCCGGAUCAAGGCCCGCUACCAGAGCAUGAACAUCCUACCUAUGGAGAUGUAUAAGGAGUUUGCAGAGUACACCACCAAUAACUACAUGUUGCUGUGCUCUGUGCUGGAGCCUGGCAUCAGUGUGAAGAACAAGGAGGAGAUGGCUUCUGCACUGGUCCAUAUUCUACAGAGCACCGGCAAGGCCAAGGACUUCCUGACAGACCUGAUGAUGUCAGAGGUGGACCGGUGUGGGGAGAACGAGCACCUGAUCUUCCGAGAGAACACCCUGGCCACCAAGGCUAUAGAGGAGUUCCUCAAACUAGUGGGGCAGAAGUACCUACAGGAUGCACUCGGUGAGUUUAUCAAGGCAUUGUAUGAGUCAGAUGAGAACUGUGAGGUGGACCCGUCCAAGUGUUCGUCCAAUGACCUGCAGGAGCACCAGAGCAACCUGAAGAUGUGCUGUGAGCUGGCCUUCUGCAAGAUCAUCAACUCCUACUGUGUGUUUCCACGGGAACUCAAGGAGGUGUUUGCAUCGUGGCGACAGGAGUGCAGUAGCCGGGGGCGGCCGGACAUCAGCGAGCGUCUGAUCAGCGCGUCUCUGUUCCUGCGCUUCCUGUGUCCGGCCGUUAUGUCCCCGUCACUUUUCAACCUGAUGCAGGAAUACCCUGAUGACCGCACCGCACGUACACUCACACUCAUCGCCAAGGUCACGCAGAACCUGGCCAAUUUCGCCAAGUUUGGCAGUAAGGAGGAGUACAUGUCCUUUAUGAACCAGUUCCUGGAACAUGAGUGGACCAACAUGCAGCGCUUCCUGCUGGAGAUCUCUAACCCGGAGACCAUCUCUAACACAGCAGGGUUCGAAGGUUACAUAGACCUGGGACGGGAGCUGUCCACCCUGCACAACCUGCUGUCAGAGGUCGUCUCUACCAUGGACCAGAGCUCCGCCUCCAAGCUAGGCCCCCUACCCAGGAUCCUCCGGGAGGUGAACACAGCGCUGACCAACCCGUCCAGCAUGACCAUGAACAUGACCGCUCCGUCCUCCUCUGACCGUAUGGGGUCACCGCCCAACGCCGGGGCAGGCUGCAGCAUCUCCACCGGCCUGCAGAAGAUGGUCAUCGACAAUGACCUUUCAGGGUUAGUGGACUUCACCCGGUUACCAUCCCCCACCCCGGAGAACAAGGAACUCUUCUUUGUCACCAGGAAUGCUGGGAUCCAGCCCACCCCGGCCCGCAGCUCUAGCUACUCUGAAUCCAAUGAGCCCGACCUGGGCAUAGCCAACGGCAGCAAGAGCCUGUCCAUGGUGGACCUCCAGGACCCCCGCAGCUUAGAGAGUGGCCCAGGCCCUGGCCCCUCAGACGGCCUGGGAGAGGGCAUCGUUCCUGGGGGAGUGUGGUCGGCCCGAACCCCCCAGGGGAACAUCACUGGAGGUCCUACUCUGAGAAGGCCCGUCCAGACCCCCACCACCCCCGGAUCGGAGAGCGCACCAGGCAGACCUGCUCAGCUUCUAGCUCCCCUGUCCUUCCAGAACCCUGUCUACCAGAUGGCGGCAGGGCUGCCCUUGUCGCCGCGGGGCCUGGCCGACUCGGGUUCUGAGGGCCACAGCUCCCACAGUUCCCAUAGCAACAAUGAGGAUGGGCCAGGAGCAGGAGGGGGGAUACACAACUCCUUCCUGAACCAUGGAUUAGGAGUUGGGGGGAGCAGCGUGGAGGAGUAUGCCCGUCGUUCGGGGGAGUACAUAGGCACGCGGAGGCAGCUGUCACUCACAGAGGCCCAGCACCAGCCCACCGUGCCCAGACAAAAUAGCGCCGGUCCCCAGCGCAGGAUAGACCAGCCCCCUCCACAGACCACCGUCACCAGGGGCCGCACGCCCCCAAACCUGCUCAACAGCGGGCCCUACCCGCGCCCCUCCAGCAGCAGCAUGAUGUCAUCCCCCGACUGGCCCGGCAACGGGGCGCGGCUACGGCAACAGUCAUCGUCAUCAAAAGGAGACAGCCCAGAGACCAAGCAGAGAGCCCAGCACAAACAGGCCCCCUCCCCAGUGAAGCCCAAUGCGCUGGACCGUACGGCUGCCUGGCUGUUGAAUAUGAAUGUUCAGUAUGUAGACCAUGAGGGGAUGGACCCCGAGUCCAGAAACAGAGAGGAUCUCACUCAGGCCGAGAAGUACCAGCAGGAGAUCGUGGUCCUCCAGGAGAAGCUGCGUGUGUCGGUCCAGAAGCUGGAGGAGUAUGAGGCUCGUCUGAAGGGUCAGGACGACGGUGCUCAAAAGGUUCUGAUGGAGUACCAGGCACGGCUGGAGGAGUCUGAGGAACGCCUGAGACGACAGCAGGAUGACAAGGACCUCCAGAUGAAGGGUAUUAUAAGCAGGUUAAUGUCGGUGGAAGAGGAGCUGAAGAAAGAUCACAAUGACAUGCAGGCUGUGGUUGACUCCAAACAGAAGAUCAUUGAUGCACAGGAGAAACGUAUAGCGUCUCUGGACACGGCCAACGCCCGUCUGAUGAGUGCCCUGACCCAGCUGAAGGAGCGCUACAGCAUGCAGACCCGUAACGGCAUCUCCCCCACCAACCCCACCAAGCUCCAGAUCACUGAGAAUGGAGAGUUCAGGAACAGCAGCAACUGCUAGAGUCAGAGAGAGGGUGUGUGUGUGUGUGUGUGUGUGUGUGUGUGUGUGUGUGUGUGUGUGUGUGUGUGUGUGUGUGUGUGUGUGUGUGUGUGUGUGUGUGUGUGUGUGUGUGUGUGUGUGUGUGUGUGUGUGUGUGUGUGUGUGUGUGUGUGUGUGUGUGUGUGUUGUCUGGUGCUUGUAGAGGACACUUCCUUAUAUGGACACUACAUGGUGAGGAGAAUGUGAGUGAGGAGACCACUGCCAGGGGCCAAGCGAGGAGGCGGGACUUCAGUUUGACAGACAGCAGACCAGGAAAGAGACAGCGAAUCAAUGGACAGAGCUGAACACCAGAUGGGCCCUGCAGAGGAGAAGCCGGGACAAGCUGUAGAUAUGAACUGAACUCUCCGUCAAUCAAUCGACUUGGAUGUUUCCAUUGGAUGUAUGCAGUUGCUGGGACAAUUUCAGGCUCUGUUCCCUAAAGCUUGGGUCAAACCACUAUAUAAUCAACACAUUGUCUGUCAGAUAGUCACCCAAAACCUCUUUACUCUUCUCUCCUCUUCUCUUCUUCUCUGUUUUCCUUUCCUCUCCUGACCUCCUCUCUUCUUGGUUUAUUUAGAUCUUAUCUCAUUCUUUUAAAAACCAAAUAGGAGCUUUGACAUAUUUUUUGUCCAAACUGAUCUUUAAUUUUAAGUCCUUGAGUGUGUUCCAAAGUGCCCCACUAUCCCCUACCCCCAUGUCCCCUACAUAGUGCACUUUGUGAAAGUUAUUGGUACAUGAAACGCCUUAAGUAAGGAACCCACCUCUACUUUUUCCUUCAGCCCCCUUCUUCCUGCCAUAAAAGGCACAACUUAUAAUACUGUGGAUUUGUAAAGGAAUAAAUAUAUUGUAUAAAUACAUCACGUAAUGUAUUAUAAACCCACAAUAAUUAACUAUAUGUGAGACUAUAUUAAUGAUAUUUAAUAUAGAUGUAUGCAUAUUUAUUUUUUUCCUCUAUAAAGUAUACAUGAGAUAUAGUUAUAUUUGAAAGACUGCAGCUGUACUGUGUAUUAUAGGGCAUAGGGGGAGAGGCUGCACACUAUGCAGUGAGUAGCACCAUCAACAGAUUAAAUAGUUAGAAUGCUAUUUUAUUUCUUCUUAACCUUUAGUUUAUCCAGGUUUUCUAGACAGACCUGGUUGGGUCAAGGUUUGCUUUAGUGCUUCAUCAUUAAUGUUGAAUCAACGUUGAAACAAUGUUGUAUGUUGGUUGUGUGUCCCUCUGCAUUUGGAGGUAUAGGACUGGCUCAUUGUAAUGGCUGGAAUGGAAUGAAUGGAGUGAAACAUGGUAUCAAACACAUGGCAACCACAUGUUUGACUCCAUUCCAAAACUCCAUUCCAGCCAUUACAAUGAGCCUGUCCUCCUAUAGCUCCUCCCACCAGCCAUGGUUGGUCUCAUAGACCCUGUAGUACAAGGAGAGAGAGAGUUGUGUUGUUUAACACAACAUUAUACUAUACACUGGACUGGUGUCGGUCACGUGACCUCACAGAUUAGAAUAUUACUUUUUCUUAAAACUCUUAAGUAAGAAUGUUACUCUUAAAACUCCUGUUAGCUAAUUAAUGUCAAUGAAGCAUGCUGCAUCGAGACUGUGACCCCCACUUCGCUUUCAAGCAUCUCUCUCCUCUAUUUCUCUCCCCUUCUUCAUUCCCUCUCUCCCUCUCUCUCUCUCUUCUGAAUGUGAAGAUGCUACUCAAACGCAGUUGGUCUAAAUAUUGGGUGUAUAAGUCCUUCUGAAUGAUCCUAUAGCUGCUGUUCGGCUCGCCCCCACCAGACAUUUCAGCAUCUAUAUUUGGUAUAUUUUUCUAUUCCUUUUUCUUACCUUUACAGAUGAAUUAAUAAGAGUGAUGAAAUCUGCAUGCUUCAUUUUGGUGCUAUAACCAAUGGUAGCGCCAGACUGUCAGCUUUUGUUUUCGGUUGCCAAUAUAGGAAGAUGAUAAACUUCUGUUUUUAUGAGUUGCUACAGAAAUAAACAUAUAUUAUAUGUGAUUAUAUAUCCUAUUAUAUACAGUUUCCAGUCAAAAGUUUGGGACACACCUACUUAUUCAAGGAUUUUUUUAUUUUUAUUUUUUUACUAUUUUCUACAUUGUAGAAUAAUAGUGAAGACAUCGAAACUAUGAAAUAACACAUAUGGAAUCAUGUAGUAACCAAAAAAGUGUUAAACAAAUCUAAAUAUAUUAAGUAGCCACCCUUUGCCUUGAUGACAGCUUUGCACACUCUUGGCAUUCUCUCAACCAGCGUCAUGAGGAAGUCACCUGGAAUGCAUUUCAAUUAACAAGUGUGCCUUGUUAACUCUUAUGGCUGCAGGGGCAGUAUUGAGUAGCUUGGAUGAAAGGUGCACAGAGGUGCCCAGAGUAAACGGCCUGCUCCUCAGUCAUAUUUGCUAAUAUAUGCAUAUUAUUAUUAGUAUUGGAUGGAAAACACUCUGAAGUUUCUAAAACUGUUUGAAUUAUGUCUGUGAGUAUAACAGAACUCAUAUGGCAGGAAAAAACCUGAGAAGAAAUCCAAACAGGAAGUGGAAAUUCUGAGGCUGGUGGAUUUUCAACCAAGCUCCCAUUGGAAUCCCAGCGAGAUAUGGAUGACUUCCUACAGCUUCCACUAGAUGUCAACAGUCUGUAGAACUUUGUCUGAUGACUCUACUGUGAAGGGGGGCCGGAUGAGAGGAGAAUUAGUCACCACUGACAUGAGGUGACCAUGCGCGUUCACAUAAGAGGGAGCUCCGUUCCAUCGCUCAUCUGAAGUCAAUGUAAUUCUCCAGUUGGAACGUUAUUCAAGAUUUAUGUUAACAACAUUCUAAAGAUUGAUUCAAUAUAUUGUUUGACAUGUUUCUACUGACUGGAACUUUUGGACAUUUCGUCACGUUUUAGUGAACGCGCUUUGUGACUUUGGAAUUGUUUACCAAACGCACUAACCAAAGUAGCUAAUUGGACAUAAAUAACGGACAUUAUCGAACAAAUCAAGCAUUUAUUGUGGACCUGGGAUUCCUGGGAGUGCAUUCUGAUGAAGAUCAUCAAAGGUAAGGGAAUAUUUAUCAUGUAAUUUCUGGUUUCUGUUAACUCCAACAUGGCGGAUAAUUUGACUAUAGUUCUGAAUGCCGUCUCAGAUUAUUGCAUGGUUUGCUUUUUCCGUAAAGUUUUUUUGAAAUCUGACACAGCGGUUGCAUUAAGGAGAGGUAUAUCUAUAAUUCCAUGUGUAUAACUUGUAUUAUCAUCUACAUUUAUGAUGAGUAUUUCUGUUGAAUAGAUGUGGCUAUGCACUAUCACUGGAUGUUUUUGGAACUAGUGAACGUAACACGCCAAUGUAAACUCAGAUUUUUUUAUAUAAAUAUGAACUUUAUCAAACAAAACAUACAUGUAUUGUGUAACAUCAAAUCCAAUCAAGUUCAUUUUAUAUAGCCCUUCGUACAUCAGCUAAUAUCUCGAAGUGCUGUACAGAAACCCAGCCUAAAACCCCAAACAGCAAGCAAUGCAGGUGUAGAAGCACGGUGGCUAGGAAAAACUCCCUAGAAAGGCCAAAACCUAGGAAGAAACCUAGAGAGGAACCAGGCUAUGAGGGGUGGCCAGUCCUCUUCUGGCUGUGCCGGGUGGAGAGUAUAACAGAACAUGGCCAAGAUGUUCAAAAUGUUCAUAAGUGACAAGCAUGGUCAAAUAAUAAUCAGGAAUAAAUGUCAGUUGGCUUUUCAUAGCCGAUCAUUGAGAGUUGAAAACAGCAGGUCUGGGACAAGUAGGGGUUCCAUAACCGCAGGCAGAACAGUUGAAACUGGAAUAGCAGCAAGGCCAGGUGGACUGGGGACAGCAAGGAGUCAUCAUGCCCGGUAGUCCUGAUGUAUGGUCCUAGGGCUCAGGUCCUCCGAGAGAGAGAAAGAAAGAGACAAGGAGAGAAUUAGAGAGAGCCAAGAUUUUCAAAAUGUUCAUAAAUGACAAGCAUGGUCAAAUAAUAAUCAGGAAUAAAUGUCAGUUGGCUUUUCAUAGCCGAUCAUUAAGAGUUGAAAGCAGCAGGUCUGGGACAGGUAGGGGUUCCAUAACCUCAGGCAGAACAGUUGAAACUGGAACAGCAGCAAGGCCAGGUGGACUGGGGACAGCAAGGAGUCAUCAUGCCCGGUAGUCCUGACGUAUGCUCCUAGGGCUCAGGUUCUCCGAGAGAGAGAAAGAAAGAGAGAAGGAGAGAAUUAGAGAGAGCAUACUUAAAUUCACACAGGACACUGGAUAAGACAGGAGAAGUACUCCAGAUAUAAAAUAAUGUAUUUUCUUCUUAACGCAUUUGAGCCAAUCAGUUGUGUUGUGACAAUGUAUGGGUGGUAUACAGAAGACAGCCCUAUUUAGUAAAAGACCAAGUCCAUAUAAUGGCAAAUAAGUAAAGAGAAAUGACAGUCCAUCAUUACUUUAAGACAUGAAGGUCAGUCAAUACGGAACAUUUCAAGAACUUUGACAGUUUCUUCAAGUGCAGUAGCAAAAACCAUCAAGGCUAUGAUGAAACUUGCUCUCACGAGGACCACCACAGGAAAAGAAGACCCAGAGUUACCUCUGCUGCAGAGGAUAAGUUCAUUAGAGUUAACUGCACUUCAGAUUGCAGCCCAAAUAAAUGCUUCACAGAGUUCAAGUAACAGACACAUCUCAACAUCAACUCUUCAGAGGAGACUGUGUGAAUCAGGGCUUCAUGGUCGAACAGCUGCAAAGAAACACUACUAAAGGACACCAAUAAGAAGAAGAGAUUUGCUUGGGCAAAAAAACACGAGCAAUGGACAUUAGACCGGUGGAAAUCAAAUCAAAUGUAUUUAUUUAGAUAGCCCUUCGUACAUCAGCUGAUAUCUCAAAGUGCUGUACAGAAACCCAGCCUAAAACCCCGAACAGCAAGCAAUGCAGGUGUAGAAGCCCGGUGGCUAGGAAAAACUCACUAGAAAGGCCAAAACCUAGGAAGAAACCUAGAGAGGAACCAGGCUAUGAGGGGUGGCCAGUCCUCUUCUGGCUGUGCCGGGUGGAGAUUAUAACAGAACAUGGCCAAGAUGUUCAAAUGUUCAUAAAUGACCAGCAUGGUCAAAUAAUAAUAAUCACAGUAGUUAUCGAGGGUGCUGCAAGUCAGCACCUCAGGAGUAAAUGUCAGUUGGCUUUUUUAGCACGUCCGGUGAACAGGUCAGGGUUCCAUUCCGCAGGCAGAACAGUUGAAUCUGGAGCAGCAGCAAGGCCAGGUGGACUGGGGACAGCAAGGAGUCAACAUGCCAGGUAGUCCUGGCGCAUGGUCCUAGGGCUCAGGUCCUCCAAGAGAGAGAAAGAGAGAGAGAGAGAAGGAGAGAAUUAGAGAGAGCAUACUUAAAUUCAUACAGGACACCGGAUAAGACAGGAGAAGUGAUCCAGAUAUAACAAACUGACCCUAGCCCCCCGACACAUUAACUACUGCAGCAUAAAUACUGGAGGCUGAGACAGGAGGGGUCAGGAGACACUGUGGCCCGAUCCGAUGAUAAGAAGGAGAGCAAUGGAGUGCUGCAUCAGAUGACCAGGCCUCCACAAUCACCCAACUUCAACCCAAUUGAGAUGGUUUUGGAUGAGUUAGACCGCAGAGUGAAGGAAAAGCAGCCAACAAGUCCUCAGCAUAUGUGGGAACUCCUUCAAGACUGUUGGAAAAGCAUUCCAGAUGAAACUGGUUGAUGGAAUGCCAAUAGUGUGCAAUGCUGUCAUCAAGGCAAAGGGUUGCUACUUUGAAGAAUCUAAAAUAUAUGUCACGUCUACUCCCGCUCCCCCUCUCUGGCACUAGUUGUCGCCAGUUUACUCAUUAUUACGCACAACUGUCAUCGUUACGCUCACCUUCCUGAUUACCUCCCUAUAUCUGUCACUCCCUUUGGUUCUUUCCUCAGUCGUUAUUGACUCUGUUUAUAUGUUUCAUGUCUGUAUGCUACUCGUGUUUCUUGUUUCGUUCCAUGUUAGUUUAUUAACUAAAUUCACUCCUUGUACUUGCUUCCCGAUUAUUAGCGUACACGUUCUUAGCGUACACGUUAUAGAAUAACACCUCACCAAAGGGAAGCAACAGGGAUUUAUUUACAUUUUUUUACUGGUGACGUCGGGUCCAAGGGCAGCUGCCAAAGCAACCAGGGAUGCCUCAGCUGGCUCGUCAGGCUUCCAUGACAGCUGGCUCGACAGGUUCUCAAGCCUCGGUUGGCUCAUCAGGGUCCCGCUCCUCAGCCGGCUCUACAGGUUCCCGCGCCUCAGCCGGCUCUACAGGUUCCCGCGCCUCAGCUGGCUCUGCAGAUUCCCACGCCUCAGCUGGCUCUGCAGGUUCCCGCGCCUCAGCAGAAGCGAUCGGCCCGCUGCUGGUCCUUUGGACCGUCCCUCUGGUCGUCGUCCUGCGGCUGGACCCGCACGUCAGGGAGGGGGUACUGUCAUGUCUACUCCCGCUCCCCCUCUCUGCCGCUCGUUGUUGCCAGUUUACUCAUUAUUAUACAUACCUGUCAUCGUUAUGCUCACCUGGCCUCAUGAUACUCACCUGGACUCCAUCACCUUCCUGAUUACCUCCCCUAUAUGUGUCACUCCCUUUGGUUCUUUCCUCAGUCGUUAUUGACUCUGUUUAUAUGUUUCAUGUCUGUAUGCUACUCGUGUUUCUUGUUUUGUUCCAUGUUUGUUUAUUUAUUAAAUUCACUUCCUGUACUUGCUUCCCGUUUUAUUAGCGUACACAUCACAGUAUAAAAUAUAUUUUGAUUCGUUUAACACUUUUUUUGGUUACUACAUGAUUACAUGACUAUAUGAUAUGUGUUAUUUCAUAGUGUUGAUGUCUUCACUAUUAUUCAACAAUAUAGAAAAUAGUCAAAAUAAAGAAAAACCCUUGAAUGAGAAGGUGUGUCCAAACGUUUGACUGGUACUGUAUAUGAUAACGAUUAGUGUAUCAAGAGGCUGGACAGGCUUGGAGACGAGUGUAAAUUAAAUGUUCACAUUAUUUUUACCUAGUUUUUUUUUUUUUUAUGUACCUUGUGUUCAAUAAUAGUGCUCUAUCGAUCGAUAUGACAUCAUGUAAAUUGUAGAUAGCUCAGUCAGUCAUCUGUCCUGUUCAGUUAGAUCCAGGUUUUAGCCUGGAGAUCUAAGUCUCUCCUCUCCACCGCCACAUGCAUUAUUCUCUUUUCCGAUCAAGGGAAAACCACUUUAAAAUUAAUAGUUGCAAAAAAAUGUAAAAUGACAAUUUACUGUGGAGAGGUGUUGGAUGACUUCAGGUGUGUAGAGGACAGGGAGAAUCCAAACGUCCAGCGUUCUAUGACCAAUCAAUUGUGGAGAAAGAUAAACACAAGCACAAAAUCCCAUUUCUCAUCAGCCAAACUCUAUGCACUUUUAAAAUUAGGUUUUAAGCAUUGUUAGUCUACUUUCCAUUAAACCCCCGUCUUUUGGACUGCAGAAGUGUGCACUCCGGGCUUGAUUAGCCAUGUCAUGGAAUGCACUACCAAACCUCUUGAUUUCAGAUGAUUGGCUCAAGUUACUUCAACAAUGAUGUAUUUUAUUUCCAGAGUUUGAAGGGGAAAAGAGUGCUGACUGUGAUAUUAGGGACUUAAGUCUAGUCCCCUGAGUAGUCUCCACUUCUCACCUGUAGCCCUCUACCGUGGAACCUUACCUUACAAACUACCCUGUGCCAUUGAAAUGCCAACUCUCCCAAAUCAGCUAGAUUAAUACUGGUAUAAACCUUCUAAUGAUCUAUUAGUGUUACCAGGGCAACACAACAUGAAGCCUCUUCCAUAGAAAUAGGGAAUGCAAUGUCCUUUCAUUUGGCUAUCAAUUCUAAAUCUUGGGUAUGUUUCUGGUAACAUCCCAGCUCUGUUCCACCUUCAUUAAGUUGUUAGAGAAUAUAGGAGAGUCAGAGAGAGAAAUGUGAUGAUGAUGUCGCUGUAGCCACACAAACUCAUUAUACAUACAGUACAGUUAGAGCCAGUGAGAAAAAUACCAUAAACUAAAUAUACAUCUAUAAAUAAAGUCAAAUAUGUAUGUUUUCUAAUAUCUUAGAAAAUACUUUUGUAAGUAUGUUGAAAGUGAAGUAUUUGCUGGAUUCUGCUUCCUUGGACAACAGUGGUGAAAACAAUAAUGUACAGAGGAAUUUGUUUGUGUUGAUGAUAUAUUCAAAACAAUGUGGCUGUGCAAUUUAUGUACAUUUGCAACUAGACUUAUUAAAGUUUUAUUUAGCUAUUUUAA